AUGACAAUGGUACUGGGACCCAGUGUGAGGACUUUCACUCAGUUUUAUUUUACUGUGGAGCCAGCGGACACCCUGUCAGUCAGAGCUGCUUCUGUUAUACUGAAUUGCUCUGCGUACUGUGAGUCUUCUCCAAAAAUCGAAUGGAAAAAAGAUGGGACUUUCUUGAACUUGGUGUCAGAUGACAGACGCCAGCUGCUACCAGAUGGAUCUCUAUUAAUAAACAGUGUGGUGCAUAAUAAGCACAAUAAACCCGAUGAGGGGCAUUAUCAGUGCGUUGCAACUGUGGAAAGCCUUGGGACCAUUAUAAGCAGAACAGCAAAGCUCACAGUAGCAGGUCUUCCAAGAUUCACCAGUCAGCCAGAGUCAGCCUCCGUCUCCAGAAGAAAUAGUGUGGUGCUUAACUGCGAAGUCAAUGCUGAUCUCUCACCCUUUGUGCGGUGGGAGCUAGAUCACCAGCCGCUCUUUCCAGAUGACCGAGUAUUCCAGUUGUCGAGUGGAGCUCUGAUAAUUAGCAAUGCUACAGAUGAGGAUGGCGGCACGUAUAGCUGUGUCAUUGAAAUCGGUGGCUCUCCCAAAUACAGCGACGAAGCAGAGGUUAAAGUUCUUCCAGAAUCAGAAGCUCCCUCCAGUCUGGUCUUCCUGAGACAGCCUUCCUCACUGACCAAAGUUGUUGGACAGAGCGCAGUUCUGCCAUGUGUUGCUGCUGGCGUUCCCAUUCCCAUGAUCAGAUGGACAAGAAACGAAGAAGAGCUCAUUACCGAAGGCUCUCAAAAGUUUUUAUUGCUGGCGGGGGGGACUCUGAAGAUCAAUGAAGUCACAGAAGAUGAUGCUGGAGUAUAUACCUGCAUUGCAGAUAAUGGGAAUGAAACAACAGAAGCUCAAGCAGAUCUUUCAGUACAGGUUCCUCCCAAGUUUCUGAAGAAGCCUUCUAAUAUCUAUGCACAUGAGUCCAUGGAUAUUAUAUUUGAAUGCGAUGUGACAGGGAAACCAACUCCAACAGUGAAGUGGGUCAAGAAUGGAGACGUGGUGAUUCCUAGUGAUUACUUCAAAAUUGUUAAGGAGCAUAACCUGCAGGUUUUGGGCCUGGUGAAAUCGGAUGAAGGCUUUUAUCAGUGCAUUGCAGAAAAUGAUGUGGGGAACGUACAGGCGGGAGCCCAGCUGAUAAUACUCGAUCACGAUGUUGCCAUCCCAACAUUACCUCCCACUUCACUGACCAGUGCCACUACUGACCAUCUAGCACCAGCAACAACUGGACCGUUGCCUUCUGCCCCUCGGGAUGUUGUGGCUUCUCUUGUGUCCACGCGGUUCAUCAAGCUGACCUGGAGGGCACCUGCAUCGGAUCCACAUGGAGACAAUCUCACCUACUCAGUAUUCUACACCAAGGAAGCUAUCAACAGGGAACGCGUUGAAAACACAAGCCAUCCUGGGGAGAUGCAAGUGACGAUUCAAAAUCUCAUGCCUGAGACAGUCUAUAUUUUCAGAGUGGUAGCUCAGAACAAACAUGGGCCUGGAGAGAGCUCGGUACCCCUGAAGGUGGCAACACAACCCGAGGUUCAGCUUCCUGGCCCGGCCCCCAAUAUUCGAGCAUAUGCAAACUCGCCCACUUCAGUCACGAUCAGUUGGGCUACACCCUUAUCUGGCAAUGGUGAAAUCCAGAAUUACAAAUUGUACUACAUGGAGAAGGAGACGGACAGUGAACAGGACAUUGACGUCGGAGGCCUUUCCCACACAAUAAAUGGUUUGAAGAAAUAUACAGAGUAUAACUUCCGAGUGGUGGCCUACAAUAAACACGGCCCUGGAGUUUCUACGCAAGAUGUCGUCAUUCGAACUCUGUCUGACGUUCCCAGUGCUGCACCUCAGAAUCUGUCACUGGAAGUACAAAACUCCAGGAGCAUAAUGAUGCAUUGGCAGCCCCCUCCUGUGGGGACACACAAUGGGCAAAUCACUGGCUAUAAGAUUCGCUACCGAAAAGUAACUCGCAAAAGUGAUGUGACUGAAAGCAUUGUCGGGACCCAACUUUCCCAGCUAAUUGAAGGUCUUGAACGUGGCACAGAAUACAGCUUCCGGGUUGCUGCCUUAACAGUCAAUGGUACCGGACCGUCUACUGACUGGGUCUCAGCAGAAACCUUUGAAAGCGACCUUGAUGAAUCUCGUCCGCCUGAAAACCAGAACAUUGUGGUCAGAGGCUAUGCUAUUGGGUAUGGUGUAGGGAGCCCCCAUGCCCAGACCAUCAAGGUGGAUUAUAAGCAGCGAUAUUACACUAUUGAAAACUUGGAUCCCAGCUCCCAUUACGUCAUCACUUUGAAAGCGUAUAACAACGUUGGUGAAGGAAUCCCGCUCUACGAAAGUGCAGUGACGAGGGCUUAUACAGUGCCAGAUCCCUCCCCCAUGAUGCCACCCGUGGGAGUUCAGGCUUCCAUACUGAGCCAUGACACCAUCCGAAUCACCUGGGCAGACAACUCUCUGCCAAAGAACCAGAAGGUCUCAGAUGCCCGUUACUACACAGUCCGGUGGAAAACCAACAUUCCUGCCAACACAAAGUACAAGACUGCAAAUACAACCACCUUAAGCUUCUUAGUGACUGGCUUAAAGCCCAACACCUUGUAUGAGUUCUCUGUCAUGGUGACCAAAGGCCGAAGGUCGAGUACUUGGAGCAUGACAGCACAUGGGACCACCUUUGAAUCAGUUCCAACUUCUCCUCCAAAGGACGUCACUGUGGUGAGCAAAGAAGGAAAACCACGGACCAUCAUAGUCAACUGGCAGCCUCCGUCUGAAGCCAACGGCAAAAUUACAGGGUACAUCAUUUACUACAGUACAGAUAUAAACGCUGAAAUCCAUGAUUGGGUCAUUGAGCCGGUAGUAGGAAACAGACUGACGCACCAGAUUCAAGAGUUAACCCUUGACACUGCGUAUUAUUUCAAGAUUCAAGCCCGCAACUCCAAAGGCAUGGGCCCUAUGUCAGAGGCAGUGCAGUUCAGAACACCUAAAGCUGAAUCUUCAGAUAAAAUGUCUAAUGAUCAAGCUGCGGGAUCUGCAGGAAAAGGAAACCGUCCAAUGGAUGUUGGGACAGACUAUAAGACACCCGUGGGUGGCAGCAACAGCCCUCACGGAAGCCCUUCUCCUCUGGAAUACAACAUGCUUCUGGUAAUAAUCGUUUCCGUGGGAGUAAUCACCAUCGUAGUGGUUGUGGUGGUCGCUGUCUUCUGCACUCGGCGCACUACUUCCCACCAGAAGAAGAAGCGAGCGGCCUGCAAAUCUGUGAAUGGUUCUCAUAAAUACAAAGGGAAUUCCAAGGAUGUCAAACCCCCUGACCUUUGGAUCCAUCAUGAGAGGCUGGAGCUGAAGCCCAUAGACAAAUCUCCAGAUCCCAACCCGAUCAUGACGGACACCCCAAUCCCUCGUAAUUCCCAAGACAUUACCCCAGUCGAUAACUCUAUGGACAGCAAUAUCCAUCAAAGACGGAAUUCUUACAGGGGGCACGAGUCAGAAGACAGCAUGUCCACGCUUGCUGGGCGAAGGGGGAUGAGACCCAAAAUGAUGAUGCCGUUCGACUCUCAGCCGCCUCAGCCUGUGAUUAGUGCUCAUCCCAUCCAUUCCCUUGAUAACCCCCACCAUCAUUUCCACUCCGGCAGCCUCGCUUCUCCAACCUGCAGCUAUCUCCAUCAUCAGGCAAAUCCAUGGCCAGUUGGCCCAUCCGUGUCCCAUUCAGACAGGGCUAAUUCCACAGAAUCUGUUCGGAACACACCGAGCACAGAUACCAUGCCAGCCUCCUCGUCUCAAACGUGUUGUACUGACCACCAAGAGCCAGAAAGUGCCACAGGACCUUAUCUACCCAGUACUCAGGAGGAGGAGCCGGGCCAGAACCUCCCUACCGCCCACGUGCGUCCCUCCCACCCUCUGAAGAGCUUCGCUGUGCCAGCGGUCCCACCCAUGGGGGCAACCUACGACCCGGCCUUGCCAAGCACACCUUUGUUAUCCCAGCAAGCCUCCAGCCAUCCCGUUCAUUCAGUGAAGACGGCAUCCAUUGGCACCCUAGGGAGAACUCGCCCCCCUAUGCCGGUCGUGGUCCCAAGUGCCCCUGAAGUGCAGGAAACCACGAGGAUGCUGGAAGACUCAGAAAGUAAUUAUGAACCGGAUGAGCUGACCAAAGAGAUGGCCCACCUGGAAGGACUCAUGAAGGACCUUAAUGCCAUCACAACAGCAUGACCACCUUCCCCAAGACAUGACUCCAAACCCUGCUUUGCAGGACUCGGGACUUAGCCUUGGGGCACAAGGACAAGAAAUUGUACAAAGACUGUAAAGGGAGAGAGACAGCACAAGAGGGACACGCCGCCAGCCGCAGGAGGAGCCGUGUGUCGCCUGCUGGUUUAGCCAAGUGAAUUUUCUGUUCGUUCCCCUGAAGCAAACCUGUUGGGAAGUUGGAUCCCACUUCCUGCUGUGACUCCCGCCCACAAGAGGAGGGGCUCGGGGCGGGGAGGGCCCUCGGGCUGAUGAGAUCCAGCGUCCAGGCAAAGAAGCGGACUUUGCGUUCAUUUGAGUCGGGUUUCGUCUCGGUGCUGUGACCUUCCCUGCUUUUCUUUUUUUCCCUCCAGUGUUUGGACAUUCACAUUUAUGUACAAUUUUAUUUGUGUGUUUUUAUUUUAUUGUAUCUUUUUUUAUUAAAAACGGGGGGGAAAUAUAAUCUGCAGAACGGAAAAAAAAAGAUUUGUGUUGUUUCCCACAGCCUAGACGGAUGUUCGAUUGCUUGUUCUGUUGUGUACAGGAACUCAUUGCCAGUGUGGGUUGUUCAGGGUUUUUUCUUUCGUUUCUAUUGUGUGUAUAAUGACAUCACUUUCCAGCAGUUAA
Molecule: messenger RNA, 4845 nt
Organism: Gekko japonicus
Lineage: Eukaryota; Metazoa; Chordata; Lepidosauria; Squamata; Gekkonidae
Gene: NEO1
Product: neogenin 1
Exons: 30
Coding region: 1-4206 (1401 amino acids)
Biological process (GO): cell-cell adhesion
Cellular component (GO): membrane
Molecular function (GO): protein binding
Source: RefSeq, a predicted model, not a curated record